UUCUAGCUUGCCUCUUCCUUUUUAUUUUCUAUCCUGUUCCUUGUUUUUUGCUCUCUUCCCCUGUCUUCAAAAGUUUAUGCUCAUUUUGCCUUGUCUGCUGCCCGCUAGUCCUAGUUCGUUCGUUUUGUUUACUCUGACCACGAUCCUUUCUGGAGUCAAGGGAUAGCUAGAUCUUGCUCCUUGCGUCUGCCUUCCCAGUUUGUCGCAAAGGAGCACCGAUACUAGAACUGGAUAGAACCGAUCUUUCUUAUCUAAGUAUUUCGACAUCAUUGCUGCUGUCUAUCUGUUGGACACCUCGACUCGACAUCCAGCCCGCCAUGCGGAGUCCCAGAAUACUCCCAGCGGUUAUCGUUCUCCUCUUGAUGUUUCUGCAGCUUGCAAGGGGCAACCCGCUGCAAUUGGAGGAGAACGAGCAAAACGAUCUCGAGAAACGCUGUGCGAACCCGUGUGGAUAUCAGGGCUGGCUCUGCUGCGGUUCCAACCAAGUAUGCGGCACCACCAGUGACGGAGAGGCCGCCUGUUACGAUUCACAAAUAACCACCACAUCUUCCUACUGGCAGUAUUACACCACUACCUAUCUGACUACUGAGACCGAUGUUUCGACUGUGACUUCGACAUGGAGCAGUCUUUUGACCGCGCCUCCGGCUGCAGCCACCUGCAGGGCCUCGAUUGGAGAAACGGUGUGCGGUGAUAGGUGCUGUGAGGCUGCAUUCGAAUGUGUCAAUGGCGAGUGUGUUCAGGGAAGUUCUUCCGCCGUCUAUCCAACUCCUCCCGUACUGGGCACGAGCAGCGGUUUCUCGACCGUCACGGAGACUGCAGCUCCGACGACCACCGAGCCUUUUAUCGCACCCGUGAAUACAGACGGGGUCCCUGUGACAGGCGCAAAAGCCUCUAACAAUGGAAAACUGAGCGGUGGAGCAAUUGCUGGAAUCGUAAUCGGUAGUCUCGCCGGCCUUGCCCUCCUCCUGCUGCUCCUGUUCCUCUGCAUGCGCGGCCGACGGCGAACGGAGACAACCGUCGUCGAAGAGCAUUAUUCCCAUCAUUCUCAUAGUGGUGGUGGUGGCGGCAUCUUUGGGCGUACAUGGUUUGGUUCCAGACCGACCAGACCGUCAAGGGUCGAUGAAGGGAAGACAUCCAGCGGCUGGGGCAGUCUGGCUACAAUCGGUAUCAUUCUGGGUGCGAUUGCUCUGUGCCUCGGACUGAGGAGACGCGAACGAAACGAGAAGAGCGACUACACCAGUACUACAGGGUACACGUAUGACCAUUAUUCCGAUUACUAUACUAAUACGGCGAGCAGCGAAAGCUCAGACAGACGAACACGACGGUCAAGGCACUCCAGAUCUUCGAGGCCCUCCAGAUCUAGAAGAUCAUGAAUGGCAUGAAUGGCGAUGGGAAAGAAAACGAACAACAACAACAACAACAAUAACAACAAAAGACGACUCGGACGAAGAAGCGAAUACCUUACUGUAUUGUAUCAACGGCUUCACAUGCAUGCUACAUCUACCUGUGCGCUAUGCUCUGGCAUAUAGUCACUCACCCCUAUAUUUUCCACGACCUCCCUUUUCAUAUUCCCCUUGUGCUUGAUGAGACCGUUGUGCGUUUUAUCUUCCUUCUCUCCUGGCGCGAUUUGCAACGAUUGUGAUGUAAAUAGUAUGAGGGACGAAUAUUCAUGGUAGAUAAUGACCCGCAUCAUAAUCCAGAUGCAAUAAUGAACAGAAAUGGAUAAUUCCAAUGCAAGUGUCUUAGUUAAAUAAUAAGAAGAUAUUGUUCUAGUGAGCGUUGGGAGAUGCGAAGGUAUCGCGGAGCUGGUACGCAUUAUUGCCGCAGAGGAAGCAUGGGCGACGAUGAUAUUCUCCUGCAGUCCGGCGUUGGGCAUCCCUGUCUCUUCAGCACGCUGACAUAUGACGAAUAACCGUCUCCCGAAAGAUAGAUAGAU
Molecule: messenger RNA, 1936 nt
Organism: Monascus purpureus
Lineage: Eukaryota; Fungi; Ascomycota; Eurotiomycetes; Eurotiales; Aspergillaceae
Source: the annotation of a GenBank genome assembly